Necator americanus (New World hookworm) is the source of this 1419-nucleotide messenger RNA. RefSeq lists its product as uncharacterized. NCBI's taxonomy places the organism in Eukaryota, Metazoa, Nematoda, Chromadorea, Rhabditida, Ancylostomatidae. The record is from RefSeq and is a predicted model, not a curated record. The transcript is spliced from 13 exons. Bases 1 to 1419 code for a protein of 472 amino acids.
AUGAUCAACGGAAGCAGUUAUGAGGAAGAAGAAGAACUUAAUGGGUACGAUGAUUACGCAGUUGAUGCUAGCGAACGAUACCGCAGUCGAAGUAGGGAGCGUGAUAGGAAGCAUCGCCACCACCACAGCUCAAGGCGUCACCGUCAUCGUCGCAAAAGGUCACAUUCAAGGAGUAGAAGUAGGGAGAGGAUGUCUGGAAAGGUUCACAUCAAUCCCAAUUUUACGCCAACUCUGGGACCAACAGCCUCUUCACUACUGGAGACAAACAAUGUUCUCGAGGCAGAGGUGGUCCGUUUACGAAGUGAACUAAGUUGCACUGGAAUCCGCAUCCGUGCGCUAGAGAACGAGCUUAGUAAUGGAACUAUGUUGCGAGGAAGUUUAGAACAAGAAUUGUCUGUAUCUCGACUUAGUUGUCAAAAGCUGCAACAAGCCGCUACGAAGAGCUCUCAGGUACUUUCUUCGCUCCGCACAGAGAUCGCAAAUGUCCGUAAAGAGAAGGAUCGUCUAGUAGAAGUUCUUAAGCAAACAGAAAUGCAGCUGGCUGCAAAUUCCGAACAAGUGUUAUUUUUGACCAAACGGAACGAGACAUUAGGGAAAAAAUGUGAAGAGCUAGUAGAGAAGAAUAAGAUUCUACGGGAGGAGAAGGAUGAAGCUGUUCAACUUGUUACAUCUAUGACCAGAGAAGUUGAAAAUAUGCAAGCAAGCGUUGAUCUCAGACUAGUGGAGUACAAAAGGAUGGAAAGUGAUCUUGCCACAGCCCGAGAGAAAGAACGUAUGUGGAAAGUGGAAAAGUUAGAGUUGGAACGAAAAUUGACUGCAAAGGACUCAUUAUUAACAAGCGAAAGAAAGAGAGCAGAAGAGCAGAAGAAGCGCGACAAAACUCAACUAGAGACGCUCGAAAGGAAGUUGAAAAGCGAACAACCUGGUUGGGAAGCUCAGCUCGGAGUUGAAGCAGUUUUUCGCGCUGUCGAGGCAAUUAGAAAGGAGUUCGGAGGACAAUUACAGGAACUUCAUGAGCAGAUGCGUCCACUUAAAGAACAAAGUUGUGCUAUUGCUUCGUAUCAGAUGACCGCAGGUCGUCCACCACGUGUGCUAAGCGCACCUCCGAUGUCUGCUGCUUUUGGGUCGCAAGUAUCUUCCAGUGAUAUUGGAUUCCUGGGCAAACCUGCUAAAGUAGAAUUGCUCAGGGAAAUACCUAAGCCUGGAAAGGAUAUGAGGCGACAGCGCUUCCAGAGGAAGCGUAAAUCGAGCUUCGAAAUUCAUCGUUUCAACACCAUUGACCGUUCUCUCUUAGAUACAGUGCAAUAUCUCAGUCCGGAUCCAGCCCGAGAUAUUAAAAGAAAUCCACCGACCGGUCGCCAUUUUGACCGGUGGACUAAGCAAGUCUUCCUCGAAUCUCGAACUCUAGCAUGCAUUUAG